Geodia barretti is the source of this 1707-nucleotide messenger RNA. NCBI's taxonomy places the organism in Eukaryota, Metazoa, Porifera, Demospongiae, Tetractinellida, Geodiidae. The record is from the annotation of a GenBank genome assembly.
AUACUCGACGGCGGCAUUCGCUGCACUCUUCGGUGGCUUACCGAGGCUGUAUGUACCUCUUUCCAGAGCGACGACGAAAUGUGCUCCGGAUGUUCUCGCACUACUACGCCAUGAUGUAUCAUGGUAGGAUCAUGAGAGUCCUCUUCAUACUCAUUUCCAUUGGAAUUUUAGAGCCAACUUUAGUCGAAGCUACACAGGGGCAGACAAUAACAUCCAGUUUAGCUGGCAAAUCAGCAUGUGUUGGUGAAGAUGUCACUCUGACCUGCUGUGUUGUACUUUCUACUGGAAGACUGACUUGGGUCAUUGGAUCAAGUGAUAACACUAUUCUCUUCAACCUGGCAGAUGACUCAUCUCUCACCACUCAGACUGACUCCACUGGCCAGUUCACUGCCUCUCUGGUAAACUACUCUCGAGACCAGCAGUACUCUUUCCUGGGUGACUUAACUUCAACACUCCACACACAAGUUAACCCCUCCCUCACCGACUAUCCUAUUGAAAUUCUCUGCUACAAUGGGAUAAGCAACAAUAUUUCAGUACCAUCAUACAUAAAGAUAGCAGGAUUGCCUUCAUCUCCGUGGAACCUGACAUCAUCAGUGGUGUAUGGAAUAUCUCAGUAUUCACUGGUAGUUGGGUGGGAGAGACCACGAGAUGAUGGAGGAGUGGAGAUUGACAACUACACCCUCUCUCUCUACCAGGAGGACCAGACUGUGGUCCAGACAACUACUGAGUCUCUGGAGCUACCUCUCUCACUGUACUACUCCACUGUUUACUCCAUCAUCAUCACUGCCAACAACUGUGCUGGCUCCAGCUACCCUGUAUCUCUGACUAGCGUGCAGGCUUGCUGCAGAGCUCCACCAUCACCAGUCAAUGGUAGUAUUGAGGAGUACAGGAGUACAGAGGAGGGAGCAGAGAUCCAGUUCCACUGUCAGAAUGGAUACACUCCUAAUGAGAGGAUGUCAUCUCAAUGUCUCAACUCAUCAUGGUCCCCUCGCCCAAUGGACCUAGUGUGUAUAGAAUCUAACACCUCAACAAUUCCACCUCCGUUAGGAAUGAAUUGUUCAUUGAGGGACUUGUCUCCCUCUCUGGUUGAGGAGAACAGAGUGUGUGGGUCAGUGAGUGGUGGUGGGGUGUGUUACAGUGGAGACAGUGUAGGAUCAGUGGCAGUCUACUUCUGUGAUGAUGGCUAUAGUCUAGAGGGAGACACUACCAGAGAAUGCCUCUCUAGUGGCCUCUGGAAUGGUACCACUCCUCAAUGUGUGGAGGCAGAAGUAGCAGAACUUGAUGAUGUCUGUAAGACAACAGCCAUAGUCAUUGGCGUGGUGUGCAGUCUUGUGUUUCUAACUAUUGGAGUUCUACUGGGAGUGGUGGGAGUGUACCUCAUACAGAGAGUGAGGGGCAGGUCGUCUGGCCCCACCUCCUCCCCUCCCCCUCCCCUCCCUCCACCAGUCACCUAUGAGGAGGUGGGUGUGGCAAGAGAGGUCAAGAGUUCACAAGACAUUCAGCUGACGUCCAAUGAGGCAUAUGGACAAGUGCAGCUGUGAUGCAGGGCUAGCCACUGCCAGUUGUGUUGUAACUUAUCCUCAGUAAUUAAUAAUGUUCUGCCUGUAAACCUACUUACGCCACUGCGUGGAUUAACCAAUGUUUUGAGUAUACUAGCCACUUUACUAGGAGCAGUGGGCAGUUUAAUUUUGAAGAGAAACAGAUGAA